AUGGCCGCCCAAAACCACGUUCCCGCACCUGGAGCGAAACCUACACAGAUCCCAUCCGCCAACCCGGACUCAGUAUCAGACCCAGAAUCCGAAGACGAAGACCCCUGGAUCUCAACCUGUAUCUGCGGCUCCUCGACACCACCCCUCGACUCAGCUGGCAACACUUCCCCCGAGAUCAUGUGCGACGUCUGCUCCGGCGCCACCGAGCACUGGCAACACAACGUCUGCAUGGGCCUUCCCCUUUCCGAGGAAGAACUCCCGGAUCAUUAUGUCUGCCAUCUAUGCGAUGCGGAGGUGGUCGCGUUGCAGCGACUCAGAGGCGAGGGGAAAGUUGAUUUCAUCGGCAAGUGCCAUGAGGAGACCAGGCAAGCGUUAAGUAGGGGCGAGAGGAUCUGGGGGCGGAGGGUGGAGAGGUGGAGGAAGGAGGUGUUGAUGAUUAGGAGUGGGGUUCUAGGGGCUGUGGAAGUGGUGGGGGAUCCGAGGGUUGCGGAUGUUAGGGUGAGGAGGAAAGUGAAGGUGAGGAUUUGGGUGAGGCCGAGAGAGGAGAAGGCGGCAGGGGCUAAGGCGCAGGCUCCGCCGGUCGGUGAGAAAGAAAGAAGGCCGAAGUCGAAAGCAGCGGUACGGAUGCCGACGAAGGUGAGGAAGAGAACAGUGUUGGAGGAGCCAGAGGUUAAGCCUGUUAAGAAGGCGAAGGUGAAGCCGCCGAGGAAGAAGGCUAAGCAUCAUGAUGGUAAGUCUUACUGA
Messenger RNA from Fulvia fulva, 744 nucleotides. RefSeq lists its product as uncharacterized. The coding region runs from base 1 to 744 and encodes 247 amino acids. NCBI's taxonomy places the organism in Eukaryota, Fungi, Ascomycota, Dothideomycetes, Mycosphaerellales, Mycosphaerellaceae. The record is from RefSeq and is a predicted model, not a curated record. The transcript has a single exon.